Hippoglossus stenolepis (Pacific halibut) is the source of this 648-nucleotide messenger RNA. RefSeq names its product ribonuclease P/MRP 14 subunit (gene rpp14). The record is from RefSeq and is a predicted model, not a curated record. Gene Ontology annotation, cellular component: ribonuclease P complex. Gene Ontology annotation, biological process: tRNA 5'-leader removal. The transcript is spliced from 6 exons. Bases 177 to 566 code for a protein of 129 amino acids. Lineage: Eukaryota; Metazoa; Chordata; Actinopteri; Pleuronectiformes; Pleuronectidae.
CCCUGGAGCUGUUGUGGAAAACACGUUGUUAGCUUGUUAGCUUGUUAGCUGUGACUGUCAGUGAAGCUGGUGAGUAAACAUCAUAACAACAACAGGCGUGUUAGCUGUUAGCUUGGUAGCUUUGACUUUUGCUGCUCAUCACUCGAGGGAGCCAGAGUCACCGAUGCUGUAAUAUCAUGAGCGGCGUCGUCAAGAAGGACGAAUCUGGUGUUUACCAACGGGUGGUGUUAAAGAACGCCUCGCCAUACCACUACAUGAAUGUUUGCCUUGUCCUGGAAGAUGAGUCUACCAAACUGAGUGCUGUUGAAUUUAAGCAGUUUAUCAUCUCAGGCCUGAAGAGCCUGUAUGGAGAGGUGGGAGCAGCUUUAUCUUUUGACCUGUUGAAGUACAAUGAAGACAAACGCACUGCUCUGCUGCGUGUUUACAGCAGGGGUUUGGUGAAGCUGUGGAGCUCCCUGACUCUGCUGGGCUCCUACCAGAACCAGGCCUGUGCCUUCAGAGUGCUGCAGGUGUCUCCGUAUCUACUGGCGCUGACAGGAAACAGCCGAGAGCUGCAGCUGGACUGACGCAGGAGAAGCAUUGUUUUGUUCAAGAUGAGUUUCAUAUGGAGGAGCGUCUUAAACAAAUCACAGCUGUGUCACUCGACCA